AUGAUUAAUGAUUGUUCAUCAUCAUCAUUAUUGGACAAAUUAAGACGACAGAAAGCAAUUAUAUUUCAAUCGGAAUUAAGUUCACCGAUUGAAUUCAAUAUUAAUGAAGGUUCACAAUUUCGUUUAACAUGUUCAUUUUUAUCUAAUUUUGAUAAAAUUGAUAUAUUCUGGUUUCAUAAUAAUACAUUAAUUGAAUCAUUUAUUUCCAAAACUAUUUUAGAAGAAGAAGAUGAUAAUGUUGAAGAUUCAUUUCUUGCUUCUAUAAUUGUAUCAACAAUAGAAAUCGAAAAAACUCGUUUUGAUAUGAAUGGACCAUAUAAAUGUAUUGGAAUGCAUAAGGAAAUUUAUUCACAACAAAUUUUUAAUAUUCAUAUUAUUGCCAAUAAUACAGAUUUAAUCGAAAAAAAUUCUUUUGAUAAUACAUUAAUCACUGUUCAUACAUAUCAAUCUUUAUUUGAACCUCGUAGUCAAACAUCAUUAAUGUGUCGUUUUAGUAAUAAAAGAAAAAAUGAAUGUAAUAUACAAUGGUUUGAUCCAGAAGAUGAACCUUUGAAUACGUUCGAUGAAAAAACUGAUUUAGCAUUAAUAAAUCCUAAUUUUGAAGAUCAUAUGGGAUUAUAUACAUGUCGAAUUUGUUGCCAUAAUCAAUGUCAAUCUUUAACAUCAUUUGUUUAUCCAGCUGCACCAGAGAAAUAA
Molecule: messenger RNA, 696 nt
Organism: Rotaria sp. Silwood1
Lineage: Eukaryota; Metazoa; Rotifera; Eurotatoria; Philodinida; Philodinidae
Source: the annotation of a GenBank genome assembly